Acanthoscelides obtectus is the source of this 864-nucleotide messenger RNA. The record is from the annotation of a GenBank genome assembly. Lineage: Eukaryota; Metazoa; Arthropoda; Insecta; Coleoptera; Chrysomelidae.
AUGGAACUCAACCGAGAAGAUUUUCGCGACAUAAUUUAUUACAACUUUCAGAGACAAUUAUCGCAACAAGAAUGCCUUGCUGAGUUACUGUCUGUUUUCCUCAACGAAGCGCCACAUCAGUCGACAAUUUCCCGUUGUCUUAGCGACGAUUCCAGGGUGGGCGCACCAAAAACGGCAGUCACCCAGGAAAACGUCGAUGCUGUGCGCAAACUCAUCAUUGAAGAUAGACAUGUGACAUAUCGCAAGAUUGAGGCGUCUUCGAAGAUCUCAAAAACCUCAAUUCAAAAAAUUUUACAUGAAGAAUUAGGAGUAAGAAAAUUAGUUUCUCGUUGGAUACCACACCUGUUGACUGAAGAGCAGAAAGCAGCCAGGUCGGCUGUUUGGGUGUUCCAUGGUGAAGAAAAGCCAACAAAAGUCAUCCGUUCUCGAAGUGUUUUGAAAAAGAUGGUCGCGACAUUUGUGUCAAAAGCGGGUCAUAUUGCAACAAUUCCUCUUAAUGAGCAAAGAACUGUUAGUGCGGAUUGGUAUACCACCAUUUGUUUGCCACAAGUCAUCACCGAGCUUCGAAAAAUCAACACCGAAAGUAGAAUCAUCCUCCACCAAGACAAUGCAAGCUCGCACACAGCCCAAAAAACAAGGCAGUAUUUAACAGAAGAAAACGUGGAAUUAUUGGACCAUCCUCCAUAUAGUCCCGAUCUAAAUCCUAACGAUAUCUUUACUUUCCCGAAAAUUAAAAACAGACUGCGUGGUCAAAGGUUCCAGUCACCAGAAGAAGCAGUUGACGUAUUCAAAAAUGCCGUUUUCGAUCUGCCAUCAAACGAGUGGAAUAAGUGCUUCGAAAAUUGGUUCGGGCGCAUGCAUUAA